AGAAAAGGUCUUCCUUCUGUUCUACACCAGUGGAAAGACAAACAGAACUAGAGGAAAGCAAACAAACAUCAUUAAGGAUAUUUUGUAUUCUACACAUUCAAUAUUUCAAAGUAUAUUACCUACUCAAAAGUCCAGUAGAAAUCAAGAACACCACAGUUGACUCUGCCAAAGUCAGGAAGUUAAAACCUUAAGGUGAAAGAGACAAAGUAAACAUUAUGCAACUAACCUGAUAAUCCUACUGAACUGGUCAAGGCAUGUCAGUUUUUACUCUCCUUGGGUACAGAAGAUGAGUCAGUUUAAACUGGAACUUCACCUGUUGUACUAUUAGCUGCAAUCUGUUCUGUCUGGUUAACAGCUCCCAGUAGUAAUUAGACUGACUUGUCAAGGCCAACAGAGACACGCACGCUGCACAUACUCACUUAUGCCCAGGGUCCAAGAGCUACGUGGAAAUCUUUGUACCCUCCGUCUCCUCUCCUCAGCUGUUUCUUUUCAUUGUGUUCCUACAUCUGUGCACAGUGUACGAUCUUGAGUGCCAAAUGGGAAAAAUGGUCACAGGAGAUCUUAUCAAGACAGAAGAACUGACAGUGAAAGCGGAGACUAAAACCACAAGGUCACCCUCAAAUACACAGCUGUUUAGCAAGUAUGAUAGUACUUGACAGAAAUUCAAUUUCACUUUUAAGAAAGUUGUCAACAAAAUUUUAAGCACUGCCAUUUUUGCUAAGCAGCUGUUCGCAACAAGCAGCAAAGAAAGAGACCAGUUACAGAGAUCGCUUUCUUUUGCACAUAGUACACGUGCAAAAUACAUGUUGUCCCUUUUGCUGUGUAUACUCGGCAGAGGCAGCCAGUGCAACAGUGAACCUCAAAUGCCAUUUGGAACAUGAAAUAUCGGACUGCACAGGGAAGGACACGAUCUCCUGUCUGAGGAAUGAGAUAGGUACAGACAACACUCAUCUGCACUGGCUUAUCUAAAUUAUAAAUAACCGUAUGAAUGUUAGAGCUUUAAAACUGCUUCAGAGUCUGCCAAAGACAAAAGUGCCAGACACUCAGAGAUUCAGUACAUUGCAUUUAUCCUGGUUUAUUUAAUCACAAACCCAAAGACAGACACUGAUACACUGUCUCACAUGGUCUGUUCUUGCUGGAGAGGAUCAUCCACUGCAGAGAUCUGACACUGUCAUUCUUUUUAUGUACACCUAAUCAGCAAAACUGAGCCCUGAGCCCUGUGCUGUCAGGUUAGCAUGCUGAAGGUUAUCUGGGAUAAAUAUAGUUCAGUUAUCUCUAAACUACAUGGCAAGUACAGCAAACAUACCUGAAGAACCCCACUACUUACCGUCUUCUUCUGUUUUUGACCCUAAUCUGUUGUCGAAAGCAAUUACCCAAUUCCCUUGUGAUUAAAAAGCUUUGCCAUUUCUUUCUUGCCUUACCUGUAUCCAUGAGAAACAUCACAGUCAGCCUUCCCAGAAGAAAUGCACAAAACCUAAUUUUUCAAAGGCUUUCCUUAAGUAUACAGAGUAAAACUUCAAACAGGGUUAGGUGUAAUUGGUUCAAGUGGGACAAGGAAAACCACCAAUGGCUCUUAAAUAGCACAGGGGUGAUCCCACUGACUUCACCAGAACCUCUUCUGCAUAAAAGCACUCUGCAUUUUAUAAACUCCUGUCACCUGCACUACAACAUAAGCAUGAUUGAAAAAUAAGAUCAUGAUCUGUGAGCAACAUCACACAUAGCUGGGAGGGAAAUGCAGAUAACAAAAGUAUUUUUGGGCCCCCUUGGAAAUUUUGCAAUACCAUAAAGCCAGUAAUUGUAAUGGAUAGGUACAUUUGCUGGUUAAUAGUUAACAAGCUAGAAUGCUUCUCUAAAUCAUCAUCUAGAAACCUUUUGAAAGUGAGGGAUUGGACAGUUUAUUCAAUGUAUUAAGCGAGAGAAAAAUCUGGCCAAUAAGGCAGAGUCUGCAAUACUUCAAAGUGAGGGACACGCUAUGUGCAUGAAUAAAAGAGGCAGUUUGUCCUUCCCUAACAACACAAGGUUGAGUGGCUAGUUAAAUUAUCCUGAAUAAGGUAAAUCUGAAAAAUUUGGCAUAAUGAUAGAAUAUUAAAUGCAAAAUUAAUGGCAAGUAACAGUUGAGGGACUCCUGGAAAUACACUGAAAAAAUCAAGUAUUGUUUUGAAGAACAGCAGAAAGAACCACAGAGGACAAAUUUAGGAAGAUUGCUUAGGAAGCUUAUUACUUUAUGAACAAAGACUUCAUAUGCAACAGCACUAGACCCCCUGUUGCAGCUAGAAGAGCAGUCAGUACCUGCAGCCACAGAAGAUCAGAAGACUCAGAAACGUAAGCCUGUCUCAUUCCUGAAGAUGUCAAUGAAUAAUUCUCCAAAUGUAUUCUUGGAUCCAAAUGCAAAUCGGUUUCAAGUUAACAUAAUUAAUGAAAGCCAUGACAGCAAUGAAGCAUCCCAAGAGGACGUGGGCUCUGACCCACCACAUUAUGAAGAAACAUCUUUUACCGAGGAAGCACACAACAGACUGAGAAUCAGUUACAGACCAGGAAAAAGAGAAUUAUAUGACAAUUUUCUUCAAAAUGGGGAGAAAACAGAAGCCAGCUUACAUCCCUGUGAUACGCACAAUAAAAUGUAUUAUCUACAAACUUUUGGCCAUAACACCAUGGAUCCUGUUCCUAAAAUUGAUUAUUACCGAAACACUGGCAGCGUCAGUGGGAAUAAGCUCAACAGACCAAGCUUAUUAGAAAUUCAUGAACAACUGGCAAAGAACAUAGCCGUGAGCACCGGCUCAGUGGAGAGGCUGGCUAAUGGAGAAAGCACUGCUGGAGAAGAGACAGCAGCCAGCAAGGAAGAAGAAAAGAAAACAGGCCUUGUCAAGUUUGGAUGGGUGAAGGGUGUGCUGGUAAGGUGCAUGCUCAAUAUCUGGGGUGUGAUGCUUUUUAUUCGACUUUCCUGGAUUGUAGGUCAAGCAGGAAUUGGUCUUGGAGUAAUCAUAAUUCUCCUCGCCACGAUGGUAACCUCAAUUACUGGGUUGUCAACUUCUGCAAUAGCAACUAAUGGGUUUGUCCGUGGAGGUCUUGGAAUCAUAGUUAUUGCUCUGAGCGUAGUAGUAACAACUUUAACAGGUAUCUCCAUGUCUGCCAUUUGCACUAAUGGAGUAGUAAGAGGAGGUGGAGCAUAUUAUCUUAUCUCAAGAAGUCUAGGCCCAGAGUUUGGUGGAUCUAUAGGACUUAUCUUUGCUUUUGCAAACGCUGUGGCAGUUGCUAUGUAUGUAGUUGGAUUUGCUGAAACAGUUGUAGAGCUUCUUAAGGAGAGUGAUUCGAUAAUGGUAGAUGAGUCCAAUGAUAUCAGAAUAAUAGGUACCAUAACUGUUGUAUGUCUUCUUGGCAUCUCUGUUGCUGGCAUGGAAUGGGAAGCAAAGGCUCAAGUUAUUCUUCUAAUUGUUCUCCUUAUUGCCAUUGCAAACUUCUUUAUUGGGACAGUUAUUCCUACCAACAACGAAAAGAAGGCAAGAGGCUUUUUUAAUUACCAAGCAUCAAUAUUUGCAGAAAACUUUGGACCAGAUUUCAGAAGUGGAGAAGGAUUUUUCUCAGUGUUUGCCAUCUUUUUCCCAGCUGCCACUGGCAUCCUUGCAGGAGCCAACAUCUCAGGAGAUCUGGAAGAUCCGCAGGGUGCGAUACCCAAAGGAACAAUGCUGGCCAUUCUGAUAACAACAGUUGCUUACAUAGCCGUUGCAGUAUGUGCAGCCUCCUGUGUUGUGCGAGAUGCUACUGGGAACAUCAAUGAUACAGUUAUACCUGGGAUGAGCUGCAACGGAUCAUCUGCCUGCAACCUGGGCUAUGAUUUUUCCAGAUGCAGAAGUCAGCCAUGUGAUUACGGGCUGAUGAAUAAUUUUCAGGUGAUGAGUAUGGUGUCUGGCUUUGGUCCUCUUAUCACAGCAGGCAUCUUUUCUGCUACUCUGUCAUCAGCUCUGGCAUCUCUCGUCAGUGCACCAAAAGUUUUCCAGGCUCUUUGCAAGGACAAUGUCUACAAAGGACUACACUUCUUUGCCAAAGGAUACGGAAAAAACAACGAGCCAAUCAGAGGAUAUGUACUCACUUUUGUGAUUGCUAUGGCAUUCAUUUUGAUCGCUCAACUGAACACCAUUGCUCCAAUCAUCUCCAAUUUCUUCCUGGCUUCAUACGCUUUGAUUAAUUUCUCCUGCUUUCAUGCCUCAUAUGCAAAAUCUCCAGGUUGGAGACCUGCAUUCAGAUAUUAUAACAUGUGGAUAUCACUUUUCGGAGCCCUGUUGUGCUGUGGCGUUAUGUUUGUCAUCAACUGGUGGGCAGCUCUCAUCACUUACGUCAUUGAACUCUUUCUAUAUAUUUACGUAACAUAUAAGAAACCAGAAGUAAACUGGGGCUCUUCUACACAGGCUCUUUGCUAUAUUAAGGCCUUAGACAGUGCGCUGGCAUUAACUACAGUGGAAGAUCACGUGAAAAACUUCAGACCCCAGUGCAUAGCAUUAACAGGAGCUCCUAUGAUCAGGCCUGCUCUGCUAGACAUCACGCACACUUUCACAAAGAACAAUGGGCUGUGCAUCUGUUGUGAAGUGUACACGGGACCACGCAAGCUGUGUGUUAAGGAGAUGAACAGUGGCAUGGCAAAAAAGCAGGCCUGGCUUACAAAGAACAAAAGAAAAGCCUUUUAUGCAGCAGUGGCAGCUGACAGCUUCAGAGAUGGAGUCAAAAGUCUUCUUCAAGCCUCAGGAUUGGGUAGAAUGAAACCAAAUACUUUGGUGAUUGGAUUUAAGAAGGACUGGAGAAACGCUGCUGUCACACAAGUUGAAAACUAUGUGGGUGUUAUACAUGAUGCCUUUGAUUUUGAACUUGGCACCAUUAUUGUCAGAAUUAGCCAAGGAUUUGAUAUAUCUCAGGUUCUCCAGGUUCAAGAGGAAUUAGAGAAGCUCGAGCAGGAGAGACUGGCACUGGAAGCUACAAUUAAAGAAAAUGAAUUUGAAGAAGAAAAAAGUGGCAUCUGUGGAUUCUUCAGAAAAGCCAGAAAGCUCAAUAUCACAAAACAUGAAAUGAAAAACGAGAGCACCAUUAACACAGUACAGUCAAUGCAUAUGGGAGAAUUCAACCAGAAGCUUCUAGAAGCCAGCACUCAAUUUAAAAAGAAACAAGGAAAAGGCACAAUUGACAUUUGGUGGCUGUUUGAUGAUGGAGGUCUAACAAUCCUAAUUCCUUACAUUCUAACUAUCAGGAAGAAGUGGAAAAACUGCAAAUUAAGGAUCUUCACUGGAGGAAAAGUCAAUAGGAUUGAAGAAGAAAAACUAGUGAUGGCUUCACUUCUAAGCAAAUUUAGAAUAAAAUUUGCUGACAUUAAUAUCAUUUGUGAUAUCAAUAUGAAACCCAACAAAGAGAGUUGGAAGUUCUUUGAAGAGAUGAUUGAACCAUAUCGUCUGCGUGAAAGCUGCAAAGAUAUAACAACUGCUGAGAAAUUAAAGCGAGAGACUCCAUGGAAAAUUACAGAUGCAGAGCUGGAAGCAUUCAAAGAAAAGAGUUAUCGCCAAGUUCGUUUGAAUGAACUCUUACAAGAGCAUUCGAGGGCUGCUAACCUCAUUGUCCUGAGUCUUCCAGUGGCAAGAAAAGGAGUAGUGUCUGAUUACCUGUAUAUGGCUUGGCUAGAAAUUCUCUCCAAGAACCUUCCUCCAGUCUUAAUGGUCAGGGGCAACCACAAGAAUGUACUGACUUUCUAUUCUUAAAUCUAUAAAUAAAUAUUUCUUCCAAAUUGCACAGUCAUAGUUGCUAGAAAACACAAAAGAGAAUGAAAAUCAAAUGCACCAACUUGGACAAGAGGAAAAAAAAACUAUGGCAUCCAUUAGGUCAGAGCCAUAAAGUGAUAUAAAGCAAGCAGAAUACACACAGUGCUGUUUAAUUAUAAUAUUGCCAAAUUAAAACCUAUGCCUAGAGCAGAUGCCUUUACCUAAAUUGUAAUGCUAAUUUAAUGCAAUGUUAAUUCAAAUGUUUCUAAUUAACUUGCAAACAAAAAAAGUUGCAUAGAUAAUGAGAUGUAUUCUAUAUGAGAAGGGCUGAUAAUGAAUUUUCAAGCUCUGACAUGGACUGGAAUAUAUGAUUGCAAUAACUAAAGGUGGUAUGUAAAUUUCAAAAGGAAAUUAGUGAGAUACUAAAUAUUCAGACAAUUUCUGCUAUGAAUGUUAUGAGUUAAGAAAAUCUGAGAUUAUACUUUGGGAUAAUAUAUACAGUGAUUCAUGCAAGUGAUUAGAGAACAAAAUAAAUUUGAUUAGCUGAGUUGAA
Molecule: messenger RNA, 6288 nt
Organism: Coturnix japonica (Japanese quail)
Lineage: Eukaryota; Metazoa; Chordata; Aves; Galliformes; Phasianidae
Gene: SLC12A1
Product: solute carrier family 12 member 1
Biological process (GO): potassium ion homeostasis; sodium ion transmembrane transport; cell volume homeostasis
Cellular component (GO): apical plasma membrane
Molecular function (GO): sodium:potassium:chloride symporter activity
Source: RefSeq, a predicted model, not a curated record